Molecule: messenger RNA, 678 nt
Organism: Cylicocyclus nassatus
Lineage: Eukaryota; Metazoa; Nematoda; Chromadorea; Rhabditida; Strongylidae
Source: the annotation of a GenBank genome assembly
AUGUCUAUCUACGUGGUGACGCUUCUUCUAGGACUAUCAGGUUGCAUCUGGGCACAGUCAACAGCCCUACCUCCAUCGUGCAACGAUUUUAUACCCUGCCAAGCAGCACUGAACAACGAGCUUAAUCUCACUAAUCCCCAGCCAUGGUUCUAUCCGGAAGAGUUUAGGAACAAGGUAGAAGUGUUCUACCAGCAGAAAGGAGCAAUAGGACUGCGAACUGUUUGCAAAGCGUUCCGAAACUUCAAAACAUGCAUGGGAAGCGAGUACAGCCAGUGCAUCAACCCGUCGUAUUUCGUUACUGGUUCGGUGCCUAUCUUACAAUCAUACCAGUAUGUAAGCACAUUCAACACAAUGCACUAUGUUUGCGGUGGAGGAAUGCAGAUUUAUCUGGACAACGACGCAUGCAUGUCGUCGACGUGGAGCGGCGCGUCGGGAGAGCAACUGAACGCUUGUCGCACUAGUUAUGAAAUGAAAAGUAAUACGAUGCCCGACAAUGCGUGCUACCUCGCUAAUACCUUCACGUCUUGUUUCGAGCAGCAAUUCCAAAUCGGAUGCGGCCAGAAUGCGAAAGACGCUCAAUUUUGGGGUUGCGAAUAUGCCAGAGUGGAAGUUUUCACUAGAUUUCCCCAGUGUGAUGUCAGCUGUGUCUUGCCUUACGCUGGAGGUAUAAUCGGUUGA